AUGUCAGAAACACAAGAAUUUUGGUUAAUUUCAGCUCCAAACCUUCCAGGUGCUGACAUUUUUGACCAAGUCAAUCAAAAGACUGCCAAAGAAAAUAGUUUAUCUGAAAACAAAAAAUUUAAUACACCAGCAUUAAGAGUUGGUACUCUCAAUUCAUUGAUUACACUCAAUGAUGAAUUACAAAAAAUCGAUACCAUUGUAGAAUCUACAACCAAAAAGAUUGCCAGACAAUUAGUCGAUUUAGUUGGAACCAAACCAGGUAAAGAUAAGAGUCUUUCAAUCAAUGGUCACACCAUUCCACAAUACCUUCAACAAUUUGCCUGGGAUGAUGCCAAAUAUAACUUAAAAUUAUCAUUACAAGAAAUUGUCGAAAAAAUUUCAUCUGCAGUCUCAAAGAUUGAUGAUGAUUUAAAAAUCAAAUCAAGUGAAUAUUCAACACUUUCAUCCUCUGUUGCAUCUGAAGAAAGAAAAGCAAGUGGUAAUCUCCAAGUUCGUACUUUAAAUGACUUAAUUACAGCUGAUAAUAUCGUUCAAACUGAUUACUUUACAACUGCUUUCGUUGUUAUUCCAAAACAAUCCGAAAAAGAAUUUUUAGCCUGUUAUGAAACCAUUUCAGAUUUUGUACUUGGAAGAUCAGCUAAAAGAGUUGCCCAAGAUAAUGAUUAUUUCUUAUACAGUGUAAUUUUAUUCAAGAAAUUCUAUGAAAACUUUAAAACUAAAAUCAUUGAAAAGAAAUGGGUAGUAAGAGAUUUCAAAUUAGAAGAUAAUAAACCAACUCAAGAAAGAUCAAAAUUAACAGAAGAUAAAAAGAAUUGUAGAACAUCAUUAAUUCGUUGGUGUAGAUUAAAUUUCCCAGAGGCUUUUAUGGCAUGGGUUCACUUAAAAGUUGUUAGAGUAUUCGUUGAAUCUGUACUUAGAUUUGGUAUUCCAUUCAACUUCCAAGCUAUCCUCAUGAAACCACAAAAAGGUGCCGAUAAAAAGGUUCGUGAUAUACUUUUCGAUCAAUUCAAAUAUUUAGGUUCUGCUCAUAUCUCUGGUAAGAAUGAAACUGAUGAUUCCGAAAAAUUCUAUCCAUAUAUUUCCGUUUCAGUGAAUUGGGAAAAUUAA
This is a messenger RNA of Dictyostelium discoideum AX4, 1107 nucleotides long. It is a transcript of the gene vatC, whose product is annotated as H(+)-transporting ATPase. Gene Ontology annotation, molecular function: proton transmembrane transporter activity; proton-transporting ATPase activity, rotational mechanism. The coding region runs from base 1 to 1107 and encodes 368 amino acids. Gene Ontology annotation, cellular component: proton-transporting V-type ATPase, V1 domain. The record is from RefSeq and is a predicted model, not a curated record. Gene Ontology annotation, biological process: proton transmembrane transport. The transcript is spliced from 5 exons. NCBI's taxonomy places the organism in Eukaryota, Evosea, Eumycetozoa, Dictyosteliales, Dictyosteliaceae.